Rubroshorea leprosula is the source of this 948-nucleotide messenger RNA. The record is from the annotation of a GenBank genome assembly. Lineage: Eukaryota; Viridiplantae; Streptophyta; Magnoliopsida; Malvales; Dipterocarpaceae.
GACAAGCCGCCCCUAGCCACUGACGCACUCCUCUUGAGAAAUUCGGCAAAAAGGCUUGAAUUUUUCUCUUCUUUUCUUGUUAAAUCACAAGAUUUGGGGCUUAGAAUCUUCCCUCUCAACCCAGAAAAUCCCGGAUCUGCUCUGCUCUUAUCCCCUGUCCACCGGCUGCUAUGUGGGUUUGAAUUUCUGGGCAUUUUUCGGCAAAUAGUGACCCUGCUUGUGGGGAUUAUACACCGGCAAACAGUGUGCCUGUUAGUGGGUGUUAGACGCUGGCCGUGACCUAUAGAGGAGACAUCUAUUUCGUUCUCGUAUUGUAUCUGUUUUUAAUGAUUGCACAUGUUGGCAUGCUAUAAAUUUAAUAAAGGGCACUCCAUAUUUACUUACUGAGUUUAUCUCAUAGUUUUCCUUGUCCACCAUUUCAAGAAGUGAAACCGAAGACGGGGAAACCACAGGAAGUGACGAGUUAGAAAGCUAGCCAUAUUAUAAUUAGAUAUAAAUUUUAGAUAUGAAUCAUGAUCUUGUAUUUGGAGAUUUAUGAUAUCGGAGAAAUUUUAUAAUUUGAUCUUCAGAUUUAGUGAUUGUGAUAUGAUAAGUUUCAAGCCUUGUGCAUUUGUAAGACCCUCUCACGAGUGCACGGUGUCUGUCGUGUCUCGGAUUUGGGAUCUGGGGCGUGACAUAAGCACUCCCGAGGAUGAUAAUCACUUCAAACAAAACAUGGCCGCGCUUUUUAUCAGUCUAAAACCUUGAUUAAUUCCUCAGACAAAACACCCAGAUGCUCCAAUGAGAAUAUGGGUACCCUGGAUCUCUUAUAUCAUCGCAACUUUGUCAAGGGAGGAGAAACAAGGAUCGCCCUUGUAAUUUAUAAGUUGUAAAAUUAGAAAUUUGUAUAUUAUUAUAUGAAAAACAGUAUCUUAUAAGUUAUAUACAUAUUAAAAAUGUAAUUUAACU